Orcinus orca (killer whale) is the source of this 2420-nucleotide messenger RNA. It is a transcript of the gene NT5C1B, whose product is annotated as 5'-nucleotidase, cytosolic IB. Lineage: Eukaryota; Metazoa; Chordata; Mammalia; Artiodactyla; Delphinidae. The record is from RefSeq and is a predicted model, not a curated record. Gene Ontology annotation, biological process: nucleotide metabolic process; adenosine metabolic process. Gene Ontology annotation, cellular component: cytosol; cytoplasm. Gene Ontology annotation, molecular function: magnesium ion binding; 5'-nucleotidase activity; nucleotide binding.
AAAUCUGCAUAACAACAAAAGAAUUUCAAUAGUUAAAGAAAUGAGUCAAACAUCUCUGAAACAGAAAAAGAAGAAUGAGACUGGACCGAGGUACUCAAAAGACAGCCUAGAAGUAGACAAAUCUAGAAAGGAUUCUGAGAAAUCAGGAGUUCGUCUGAGCACUCAGGGAUCACGAGAAUUAACCUUGCUGAAGACAGACUCUCGAGGGUACCUAGUGAGAAAUCAGUGGUCUCGAACUUCACGGAGCCCAUCCACCAGAGCUCCAUCAGGAGGUGAGUCCAGAAGCAAGAACACAAGUCUUAAGGCCCCCAGUAGCUCCAAGACCUCCCGGACUUCAUUCACCUCCCCUAGCCAUCAAGAGUCACCAAAGCCGCUGUCAGCGCAGCGCUCGCCACCCACACCAACCAUGCCGCUCGACUCACGUUCUUCCACGACCCCGGAGACAGCUCCAGACGGGUCCCGGCGCAGCACCAAGAUGGCUGAGAAUUCCGACGCCUGGUCUCCCGGCCUGGGGCGGGAAAUCCUAGCGGGCCAGUACACACGAGAGUUGCGGGACUCGCGAGAUUCCAGGGACACGCACCAGCGGGAAUAUCCGCGCACGCCCCCCACUGAAAGGAAAUCCUAUGCCCAGCGCAGGGAUCUCUACCCGUCAAAGCUGGAUCAAGACUGUAUGCCUGCCAGGCAACGAGAGGAAGAGGCGGACGAGGACGAUGCCUACUGGGCAUCCGUGAGAACACUGUACGAGAAGUCACCGAGCUGCUCGCUCCCCAGGCCGCCCAAACCCAAGCAUGCCAUCACCAUCGCUGUGUCAUCCCGUGCGCUCUUCAACACGGUGGACGGCAGGAAAAUCUACAAGGAAGAGGGUCUGGAAAAGUACAUGGAGUAUCAGCUUUUCAAUGAGAAUGUCGUGCUGGCCCCAGGGCCGGCCUUCCACUUUGUCAAGGCACUGCAGCACGUCAAUGCUAGACUCCGUGAGCUGUAUCCUGAUGAACAGGACUUAUUUGAUAUUGUUCUGAUGACUAAUAACCAUGCCCAAGUGGGAGUGCGGCUUAUAAACAGCGUCAAUCACUAUGGAUUACUAAUUGACCGGUUCUGUCUGACUGGUGGAAAAAGCCCCAUUGGCUAUUUGAAGGCAUAUCUUACCAACUUGUAUCUUUCUGCGGAUUCUGAAAAAGUACAAGAAGCAAUACAAGAAGGGAUCGCCUCUGCAACAAUGUUUGAUGGAGCCAAAGACAUGGCUUACUGUGACACACAGCUCCGUGUCGCCUUUGAUGGGGAUGCCGUCCUCUUUUCUGAUGAGUCUGACCAUAUUACCAAGGAACACGGGCUGGACAAAUUCUUUCAACAUGAAGCACUAUUUGAGAAUAAGCCUCUUGCUCAGGGUCCCUUGAAAGGCUUUCUGGAAGAGUUAGGCAGACUGCAAAAGAAGUUUUAUGCCAGAGACGAAAGGUUAUGUUGCCCUAUCAGGACCUACCUGGUUACAGCUAGGAGUGCAGCCAGUUCAGGCGCCCGCAUGCUGAAAACCCUUCGCCGCUGUCUAGGGAUAGACGAAGCUCUUUUCCUUGCUGGAGCCCCCAAAGGUCCCAUCUCGGUUAAGAUAAGGCCCCACAUCUUCUUUGAUGACCACAUGUUCCACAUUGAAGGGGCACAGAAAUUUGGCACCAUCACAGCUCAUGUACCUUAUGGAAUUAAUCAAAAAGAGAACAAUUAGGGAUGGGAAGGGGAAAUAAAGCAGUGAUUCUGGUAUUAUGGAAGCCACAUCUUGUGGAUCUCUAGGGCAAUUAGGUAUUUCAGUAGAUUAGACCUCAGAACUUUGUUCAUUUGGAAAGGUUUUCUCUUCAGUUUUUUAAAACAUUUUGAACUCUCAAGUUACCUUCAAGCUACUUCUCUUGGAGCUGUCAAUGCUGCUAAUGACAUUGCAACACCUCUGGGUGUAAGUCAUAAUGAUGACUCUUUAGAAUAAUUUUAGAACGUGAAUCCUUGAAUGCUUAAAGGACUAUGUCAGAAGCCUACUUAGUUUUACAAAGCAUUGCUCAUUUAUGGAUGUUGGUAGCUAGAAUGAAUCAUUACCCAUCAUCAUUAUAGAAUAGUGGGUCUUCACAAGUGGAAAGAGAAGGGUUAAGUACACUCUUGAAAACUGGAGCUUUUUAGUCUGUUGCCUCUGUGAACAGCCUUUUAAUCAAUGCAAAAAUGAAAAUACCACUCUACCUGCGUGAGUAUUCCAAUUUUGACAUUGCUUAUUCAGAAAUAAAUCAGUUAUUCAUACAGGUUACUUUCAUCUAAGAUGAGCUCCAGACAGAACCUCCUGGAAGGGUUCUUUGAAGCUUAUUUCCUGAGUUCAUUGCCUCUGGACUACAAGGCUUCAUAUUUGAAGUCUCUGGCUUUGGGCCCAGCAGGUAGUCCAAUGUUUAUAUGGGGAA